This is a messenger RNA of Linnemannia hyalina, 1497 nucleotides long. The record is from the annotation of a GenBank genome assembly. NCBI's taxonomy places the organism in Eukaryota, Fungi, Mortierellomycota, Mortierellomycetes, Mortierellales, Mortierellaceae.
AUGUCAAAGAGAGUUCAGGACAACGAUGAGGACAUGCGUGAGGCAAAGUCGGCCUUCAAUGUCGGAAGCCGUGUGACAGUCGAGGACGAAGGAAUGGGAGAGUUUGAGGAUCCCUGGGAGGACGAGGUUGAGUCUGACCAGGAGGUUAUUAUUGAGAACGACGACGAUGAUGAUGAAGAUAUGGAUAUGGACCAGGUCAACAACGAAAUCGAAAUGGAUCAGGACAAGGAGGACGAGGACAAGGAUAUCCGUGUGUACUUGCCCGGCCAGGCACUGGAGAAGGACGAGGUGUUAGAGGCAGAUCAGUCUGCCUACGAGAUGUUGCACAGCAUGAACGUCAAAUGGCCCUGCCUCAGUUUCGAUAUUCUCUGGGACCAAUUGGGAGAUGAGCGCUGCACCUUCCCUGCCACCACCUACGUCGUCACAGGAACCCAGGCCGACCAGGCCAACAACAACGAGCUUCUGGUGAUGAAGAUGUCUCAGCUCGCCAAGACCAAGAACGACGACGGCAACCAGAGUGAUGAUGACAGUGAUGAUGAUGAUGUCGAUGAAGACCCUAUCCUCGAGUACAAAAGCAUGAAGCACGUUGGAGGCGUCAACCGUGUCAGGGCAAUGCCUCAGCGCGAUCAGCAGGUUGCUGCUACUUGGGCCGACACUGGAAAGGUUCACCUCUGGGAUCUCUCUUCUCACAUCCGUGCUUUGGACCAGCCCGGAGCUAUCAUUCCCGAAUCUGCCAAGAAGCCCAUCUACACCAUCGAUUCUCACGGACGGUGCGAAGGUUUUGCGAUGGACUGGUCCGAGACUGUUCCUGGACGUUUGUUGACUGGAGAUUUGAACGGCAAGAUCUACAUGACAACCCUGAACUGCGCUACAGGAGCUGUGACACCCGACCGUGUUCCCUUUGUGGGCCACCAGAGCUCGAUUGAAGAUUUGCAGUGGUCUCCCUCGGAGAAGGGUGUCUUUGCCUCUUGCUCGGCCGAUCAGACUGUCAGGAUCUGGGAUAUCCGGUCCAAGAAGCGUGCUGGUCUCGAGGCCAAGGUCCACAACUCUGAUGUCAAUGUCAUCAGCUGGAACAAGAAAUUGCCAUACAUGUUGGCUUCUGGAUCGGAUGAGGGCGUUUUCAGUGUUUGGGAUCUCCGUCAGCUCUCUCAGAACGCCGCGAACCCAACACCUAUUGCUACAUUCAAGUGGCACCAGGCUCCUAUUACUUCGAUUGAGUGGCACCCUACGGACGAGUCUGUGCUUGCAGUUGCUGGAGCAGACGAUCAGAUCACUCUCUGGGACUUCUCUGUGGAACACGAUGCCGAGGAGACCUUGAACGGAACGAGUCAAAAGGCGAUUGUGAACGAUGCCGGUAUGGAGGUGCCCCCACAGCUGAUGUUCGUCCAUCAGGGUCAACAGGACGUCAAGGAGUUGCACUGGCACCGUCAGAUCCCAGGAUGUGUCGUCUCAACAGCAGGAUCUGGCUUCAACAUCUUCAAGACCAUCUCUAUCUAG